AUGCCCGGUAUUGCGCUAGCUAUGUUGUCCAUAAAAACGGAACACAACAGUGCAAUUUUAGGAUUACUCUUCCUAGCGGUCGGCUUCUGGGCGGAGUUUGAUCUCAGCAAUUACAUGGAAAUGUCACCGGAAUUUUCUGGAACUGCUCCUUACGUGUUCAUCGGCAUCGGCAUGUUAAUCCUUGUUGUUAGUUCGAUUGCCUUCUCCUGCAUAAUCAAGGCACAACCAGUCCUACUUUAUAUUUGGGUUUUGGCGUGUACCACGAUGAUGUGCGUUGGACUAAUUGCGACGCUGGCAUGUUUCCGUCACACAUUCGCAAAGGCCUUAUACAAUGGAUUAAAUCAAGCAGUCAUCAACUACAGCCAACUUAAGACUAAUUUGGACUUUGCCCAAGUCAAGAUGCAUUGCUGUGGAGUAAAUAAUUACACCGAUUGGAUCCGGAUGUCGCCGCAACGUGUAAUCCCGGUCUCAUGCUGUCUGGACCCCAACAACUGCGUCACAGCUAAUUACAGUGAUGUUUUUCAAAGGGGUUGUUACCACGUGAUCGCAAAAACUAUCGACGACAAUGCGGAAAUAUUCGUGUUUCUGGCCGUCGCUACAACCAUUCUGCCGUCAUGUGGGACGAUACUAGCCUGCGUUCUUGCGAAUGUCGUUAAUAAAUCUAAAUACGACGCUAUGGAUUAAACAUCAAAGAAUUGAAAAAUCUAUUUGAUAUUUCCGGAUUUUUAUUGCCGAAUGUUCACUGAAUUUCAUAGGACUUCUAAUUAAAGACUAAAUCGAAAUCAAUCGAGCCCUUAAUGUAAGAUUCUCGAAAUUUUAAUAAUUGUAUGUGUGUACAGUGUUUACAUCGCGUUUAUAUAGGUGAUAUAUGGAUUUGAAAAAACAAAAAUUAUAUCUAUUCUCCUAAAUCUUCAAGUAGUCGAUACUUUACUUUAACAUUGUU
Molecule: messenger RNA, 943 nt
Organism: Manduca sexta (tobacco hornworm)
Lineage: Eukaryota; Metazoa; Arthropoda; Insecta; Lepidoptera; Sphingidae
Product: tetraspanin-7-like
Exons: 5
Coding region: 1-684 (227 amino acids)
Cellular component (GO): membrane
Source: RefSeq, a predicted model, not a curated record